Molecule: messenger RNA, 7624 nt
Organism: Cervus elaphus (red deer)
Lineage: Eukaryota; Metazoa; Chordata; Mammalia; Artiodactyla; Cervidae
Gene: AGPS
Product: alkylglycerone phosphate synthase
Exons: 20
Coding region: 109-2163 (684 amino acids)
Biological process (GO): lipid biosynthetic process
Molecular function (GO): FAD binding; alkylglycerone-phosphate synthase activity
Source: RefSeq, a predicted model, not a curated record
CCGUGCAGGCGGGCGGCUGCGGUGGGCGGGAGCUGAAAAUAAGAAGCUCCAGGCGCACGGAGCCCGCCGCCCAGUCGCCGCGGUGGCUGCCGGGAUGCGCCGCAGCGAAUGGUCGCGCCGGGCGCCGCUCUGAGUGACCUUUCACCCGAGCCCAGCGGCCUCGGGCGGCGGCACAAGGCGAACGCCAUGGCGGAGGCGGCGGCUGCGGCGGGCGGGACGGCCGCGGGCGCGGGCGCGGGCUCCGGGUCCGCAGCGGACCGGGACCGGGAUCCGGAGCGGGACCGCGCCGGGCGGAGGCUGCGGGUUCUUUCAGGCCAUCUGCUGGGCCGGCCGCAGGAAGCUCUGAGUACCAAUGAUUGCAAAGCGCGGAGAGCCGCGGCGACCGCCACGGCGGCGCCCACUGCCACUCCCGCCGCUCAGGAGUCGGGCAUCAUCCCCAAGAAGCGGCAAGAAGUUAUGAAAUGGAAUGGAUGGGGAUAUAAUGAUUCCAAGUUCAUCUUCAAUAAGAAAGGACAAAUUGAGUUGACUGGGAAAAGGUACCCUCUUAGUGGCAUGGCAUUGCCAACUUUUAGAGAGUGGAUCCAAAAUACCCUUGGAAUAAAUGUGGAGCAUAAAACUACCUCUAAAGCAUCCUUAAAUCCUAGUGAUACACCUCCUUCUAUUGUAAAUGAAGAUUUUCUUCAUGACCUUAAAGAAACUAAUAUUUCAUAUUCACAAGAAGCAGAUGAUCGAGUAUUUAGAGCUCAUGGUCAUUGUCUUCAUGAGAUAUUUUUGCUCAGGGAAGGAAUGUUUCAGAGAAUUCCUGAUAUAGUUUUAUGGCCAACAUGUCAUGAUGAUGUAGUUAAGAUUGUGAAUCUAGCGUGCAAAUAUAACCUUUGUAUCAUACCAAUUGGUGGAGGAACAAGUGUUUCAUAUGGCCUGAUGUGUCCUGCAGAUGAGACAAGAACAAUUAUUUCUUUAGACACUUCACAAAUGAAUCGUAUCCUCUGGGUUGAUGAAAACAAUCUGACAGCUCAUGUAGAGGCUGGCAUAACAGGACAAGAAUUGGAAAGACAGCUUAAAGAAAGUGGUUAUUGUACAGGUCAUGAACCAGAUUCCCUGGAAUUCAGCACUGUGGGAGGAUGGGUAUCUACUCGAGCAUCAGGCAUGAAGAAGAAUAUCUAUGGCAAUAUUGAGGACUUGGUGGUUCAUAUAAAAAUGGUAACACCUAGAGGUAUAAUAGAAAAAAGCUGUCAAGGACCUCGAAUGUCAACAGGCCCUGAUAUCCAUCACUUCAUCAUGGGAUCUGAAGGAACUCUUGGUGUGAUAACAGAAGCUACAAUAAAAAUCAGACCAAUCCCUGAAUACCAAAAGUAUGGCUCAGUAGCUUUCCCUAAUUUUGAACAAGGAGUAGCCUGUUUAAGAGAAAUUGCAAAACAGAGAUGUGCUCCUGCAUCUAUUCGCCUAAUGGACAACCAGCAGUUUCAGUUUGGUUAUGCGCUUAAACCUCAGGUUUCCUCUAUUUUUACAUCAUUUUUGGAUGGAUUAAAAAAGUUUUAUAUUACAAAGUUUAAAGGAUUUGAUCCAAAUCAGCUAAGUGUCGCUACAUUACUGUUUGAGGGGGAUCGUGAGAAGGUUCUUCAACAUGAAAAACAAGUGUAUGACAUUGCUGCAAAAUUUGGGGGAUUGGCAGCUGGAGAAGAUAAUGGACAGAGAGGUUAUUUGUUGACCUAUGUCAUUGCAUACCUUCGAGAUUUGGGUUUGGAAUACUAUGUAUUAGGAGAAUCGUUUGAGACUUCUGCUCCUUGGGACAGGGUUGUAGAUCUCUGUAGAAAUGUAAAAGAAAGAAUAACAAGGGAAUGCAAAGAGAAGGGUGUUCAGUUUGCUCCUCUUUCUACAUGCAGGGUGACACAGACUUAUGAUGCAGGUGCAUGUAUCUAUUUCUACUUUGCCUUUAACUACAGGGGAAUCAGUGACCCACUGGCUGUGUUUGAACAAACUGAGACAGCUGCUAGAGAAGAAAUCCUCGCUAAUGGAGGGAGCCUGUCGCAUCACCAUGGAGUGGGCAAGUUACGGAAGCAGUGGCUAAAGGAAAGUAUCUCUGAUGUCGGCUUUGGGAUGCUGAAGUCUGUCAAGGAAUAUGUGGACCCCAAUAACAUCUUUGGAAACAGAAACCUUUUAUAAAUCCAUUACUAUUGCUAAGAAAAAUGUCACUUUUAAGUCUUUAACUAUGGUUAUACCAGUAAUCAAAUAUAUCAUGGACUUUAUUUCAGCUGCAUUUGUUUGUUGGUUUAAAAUAAGUUUGUUUCAUUCUGUAGUUUGUUUUGUUUCUGCAUCUAUGGAUUGACAGAUGGUAUUCCUAAAUCUCUCUCAUUGUAGGUGCAUUAGUUUACAGCCAACUGGUUGUCAUUUCAAAUUUCAGUCAGGCAGCACAAGGCUGGCUACCAGUUGUUAUUUCAGAGGAGGAUGCUGCCAGCUGUUUUGUAUUGAUGUUUCUUCUUGGGGAACAAAGGCAGAUUUUGGUGUCAUCUAUUGUUUCGCCUGCCCGCUUUUUAAAAGAAUGUUUCUGAGAAGCAGCUAUGUAGGGAAGGAUUCCACUGAGGAGUUAUAUACAUGUAUGUUUUUUUAAGAGUGCGUUACUAGUGUGAGUAGGCCAUUAAGGGAAAAUACCUGUGAAAGAGUAUAGGCAACCUCUUACUUAGGACUCCUCCAGUUCUGUAAGAUGCGUGGCCUACAUUUUUCUUUGAAAUUAGUAUCCAGUUAUGAAACCUUAAAUCAUUAGGAUGAUUUAUUCUGUCAGGGGACAUCUUUUGUUCUCCAUAUUUCUGUUUCUGCUGAGGUAUGAGUUGAAUUUGUAUCACUGAGAUAACAUAUGGUUAUAUCCUAAUUCAUUUUUUAUAUGUUUUAUAAGGAAAGCUGAUGUCUCUUUCAUUGUAUGUGAAGAAAAGGUUUACCAUGAAAGAAAUGCCUUUAUUCAAUUUAGAGUACCGAUGUUUCUCAUUUCACAUUCUUGUUGCUGAGAUGCAGGAGAAGCUGCCAGAAGGAAGACUCCUUACAUUGAAUGUCUCCAGUUCAAAGAAUUGCUUGGCUGAAGAAACGCAGUCAUCAUUCAGCUACUGAAAUGGGAAAACCUCAAUAGUUUCAAUGAGAAAAAGCCUUUUUGUAAAAAAAAUUAGCCCAAACAACAUGAAAAAUUUCCAUAUAAAAGUAGAGUUUCAAUUUAGUUUUUAACAAUGGUUUAAUGCCUUUUUUGAAUUACUGGUUUAACCUAAAUUUUUAAAACAGUAGUUAUUAAUACACAUGCCAUAAUCAAAAGUUUGAAAUAUCAUAUUUCUUAAAUAAUAGAACAUUAACCACACAUAGCAAACAUUUUUACAUUCAAACCUGCAUAUUAAAUAGUUACGUUGAAUCACUGUCAAGGUUCAUGAUUCACAUUUUGAGAUGGAUUCUUUUCUUAAUGCAAUAUCUAACUUUUGAUAAUUUUUUUAAAAUUAAUAUUUGAUCAACUAAUGUAAGUCAAAAUGCAGACGAUCCUUUAAAAGGACACACUGUCUGUUUAUGUAGCAACAGCUCCAAAGUAUUUUUGGGCAGUUUGAUACCUUUUAUAUCUGAUGUAGCCUUAACCAGAAAAGUGAAAAUCUAAAAUUGACAAAGUAAUAUUUUUAAGACUUCAAAAUGAUAAAUAAUUUUUAACAAAAUUGGCCUCAAACUAAUAAACUUGAAAUCUGAAGCAAAUAAAAUUGAAAUACUAGUUUAACAAAAACAAAAUAAUUAUUUAUUAGAUGCUGCCUCUCUUCACUGGUGAUUUAUUUUUAAUUAGAAAAUUUCCAGCAGAUCUUUGCUUCAAGCCCUUGAUAUUUGAAAUAGUUGGAUACCUGAUGAGGAAAUUAACACUUGCUUCUAGGGUUAUAAGAAUCUCAGCUUUAUAAAAUGCAUCUAUUCAUGAAACUAAUUUCUCUAAUUGGUGAUCAAAAUGUAAAAUUUAAUACAGUACUAAUAUCUCACUGACGUGUAUACAUGUUUCUGAGUAAUAUUUUUACAAUAAAACAUAGAUUCAUAAGCAGAUCCAUUCCUUUGCACGUGAUUGUUAUAACAUUCUUUCCCAGGGAGUUCAGGUUUCAGCAACCUCAGGAUUAGGAAAUGUAACACCUGAAAUUGUUGGUUCAUUAUUCUACAUGAACCUUAUGGAAAUUAGUGAUUUAUGCUUUUGUUUUUCUUCUCCGAUGCAUGCCUGACUCCCCAACCUUGAUUUUAUAGUGACGACUACAUUUUGCAGUUUGAAUCAUUUCUACAGGGAUGAUUUUGAAACAUAUGAACACUUGUCAGUACUGUUUCGUUCUGAUUUAGUAAAUCAGAAAGCACUUCCCUGCUUCCACACUCCUGCUACUGAGAGGUGCCUGAGCAUAUACUUAGUGUCUGCAGAGAGUUGACUUCUUGUAUACCCACAGAAGCACUUAAAACCUUGCCUCCUGUUUCUGAAAUAUCUGAAAAUGGCUUCAUAAAAGUUAAAGCCAGGGAUGUUGCUUAUGUGAGGCUUGAAUAAGUUUAUUUAUGUAGCCUAUUUGGUUUUCAGGACUGUAUAACAUUGAUUUGUCUUUCUAAAAUUAGCUAUAUUUUAUUUGAUGAUGUCACAUUUGAGUUGGCAUUUUAGUGGGAAUAGGAAUUGCUGCUAGUGAGAAAUGGCGUUGAAUACUAAGGACUCAGUAUGAACAAGCUUUAUUGACCCUUAGAGAAAUGGUUGCCUUAAUGUUUGGUGCACUUUACAAUGUAUAAGUGAGUUUAUUAGUCUUAUACUAAGUAACAUGAGCUUUUUUAGUUUUAGUUAGAAUUGCAAAAGCCACAUGUUUACUGUGCCCAGCAUUUUACCACAAAGAAGGAUUACAUUCUUUCCUAUGUUGAGGAAUUGGGAGUUUUCUUCCUAAAUAGUACUCUUACCUAAAAGCUAAUUAUGAAGCUGGAAGCCUUCUGGUAUACAUAGCUGUGUUGAUGUAUUUUGGAAAACAAAAAUGCAGUGAAUGAUGAGCUUCUAUCAGUGUGUGUAUUAAACUAGAUGCAGGUGGUUACAAGCAAACCUCUUUCAGAAUAUCCCUUUAGUAACUGCUAAGUAAGUCCUAGCUUGCAUUUUUGAAAAUGACUUUUGCCUGUUGGCUCCAGUGAUUUUUCUGCUGUCAUAUUCUUUUGUAUUUUCUACUUCCUAACUAUAGUUGAUCAGAAAAGCCCUGUGGUCCCAAGCUGAAGCCUGUAACCUCAGCUGCUCCAAUGGGCUGAGUUUGGUUGAGCAUUUAUUCUAUGUAAACAUAGGACACAAAUAUUUAUUAUGCAUCGAUGCAUAAACUGCACAUGCAGGUGCUUGAAGCAACCAAGGUGGAAUUCUGUGGAAAGCAUAUCUACAUUUUAAGAAGCACUGAGACAGGAGAUAAAGAUAGCUUUAAUAACUAAUCUUUAGCAACUUUAAUUUUAAUUAGGGUUUAGCUCAUGGUGUGUGAAAAGCCAAAAAUAAGAAGUGCCAGGUUAGGACUGAAGAAUCCAGAACCACCUUUGGCUUAACGAGUUCUGGAAGCUUGAAGUCUUCACAUUCCCAGAUGAGCCACCUGUCAAUAUAUGUGUUCAAUCCUUACUAAUUUCAUAUACAUUGAUGCUGAAAUCCAGGAGGUGUAAAAGGUUGUUUUAAACUAUUGAAAUACAGUGUGUGACAUAAAGUAUGUAAGUUACUCAGCUUUCUUCUCCCUAAGCCAACUGUUUGUCUUUAGUAUGAAAUUUAACUGUAAAAGCUACCUGUAAUGUCACCAGAUUAUAGAAACUUAUAUUAUUAAUAAAAUGGACCUGGGUCUAAGAGAUUUUUUUCUUCAAGGGGAGUAUGAAGGUGUUUGUUCUUCUGUUUGCAUCUGGGUUUGUCUUUCAAUUUUAGUUCUUCAUCUUCAUAUUUCCACUAAUUUGAAAACAAAAUUUUUGUGAUUUUAUUAAUGAAGCAUAAUCAAGUACAACCUAAAUAUAACUAAAUCUUUUUGGAUUUAUAGCUGAGUAUAUUGUUAGCUAGGUUUAAUUACUCUCUAAUUAUUUUAAAUCAAUGUUAUAUUCCUAGGAGGUGUUUAGUUUCCUGUGAACCUGAAGCAUUCCCAUUUGAACUUUGGAAGAUCCUCAAAGAAUGAGCACUUUUGUGCUCUUCUAACCACAACAAUUCCUUAAGAAACGUGAGUAAGGACCACUGAAGCCAAAGAACCAUCACAGAAUUAAGUAACUUUAAUUCUGUGAGCAUGAAAAGAUUUUGUUUUGCUUCCCUAAGGAGUUUACUUUAUACUUUUUCUUCCCCACAAGGAACAAGAUAAUACAUUAAGUAUCAUUAAGAACAUUUUUCAAAUAGUCUGAACUUCCAAAUGAGAGAGAGAGAGAGAGAGAGAAAGGAAACAAAUGUUUUAGUGUGGGUUUCUAAGUAGUAUAUGUACAUGUUUUUAAGGCAUCUUAUUGUUGGUAGUGUUUUUUGUGAGCACCCUAUGAUGAAACGUGUUGUUUAACCACUAAAGCAGUCUUGUUCACAUAUCAAAAAGGACAUGAAACACUUGUGCUGGUAUACAGUUUCUAUAAAUAAUUAUUUUUUGAGCUAUUUAAAGAAUAUUCCCCCAAAGCAUACAGUGCCUUGUUGGGAUUUUUUUUUUCCCCUCCCAUGAAAUAGCCAUUAUUUAAAAUGAGUGGGAGAGGAUAAGUCUUUAAAGACAGAGCUUGUGUAGCAGUUCAAAGCGAUUCCUCUUCGAGAACACAUCAGGAAUUAAGUAGUUGUGUGUAGAAACAUGGAAGAUCCUUCCACAGUGUUGGUUUCAAUCACGUGUUCUUGCCUAUUGAACUAAUCGUGUGGUAGACCUGUACUCUUACGUACACCUAUUCAGUCAGUGGAACUUACAUGUACUUUCUUGCAUUUUCACUCCUACUGUCGCAGCUUAGUAGCCCUAAGAUGUGGCUCGGCGGACGUGGCAUACUCACUGUGUCAUGAAGACACCCACUGCACAUCUUAGCUGUUUGCUCACACAGCUUCCUGAGGAGCAGAGCCUGGAGUCGGGGAGGGGGUGGGGUUCGUACUCCUUAUGUUGUGCGUCAGUCGUUUUUUGUGUGAUGGUGCCUUCAGAGUAAUAAAUAUUUCUGUUUCUGAACAAUGAUAAAUCUUAUGAGAAAUAUGUGUAGGUCAUGUUCCUUCAUUUUUGUCCUUUUUUUGCUAAGCCUGUGAAAUACUUUGGCUCUGAGACAACUUGACUUGAAUAAUAUCUUAUCCCGAGUCUUCCUCCAAGGCAGUGCAUCUUUCCUGCCAGGACUGUAGUCACCUUUUGGGAACUACACGUGGGUGAGCACUUGUGUGUAAGCCAUUAUACUGCUGUAACUAAUGCAUACAAACCGUUCUUCACACUAAUAGUCUUCAAAGUGGGUAUGUAGUGGGAAGGAAAAUUGCUUAGGGAUUCCAGCGUAGCUCUGUCAGUUCAGACUGAGCCAUACUGUUUUCCAAAGGGCUCAACACACAGUCUGUGUACUGUACUUCCAGUGCAUGUUUGGAUUCUCCUUUUACUGCUUUUCCUAGACUGUACUGUUCUAUAAGUAAAUGCCCAUGUGUGAUUUUUAAGAUGUGCUGGGGAAAAAAUAAUAAAACAAUACCCAAACCACG